Molecule: messenger RNA, 2160 nt
Organism: Prorocentrum cordatum
Lineage: Eukaryota; Dinophyceae; Prorocentrales; Prorocentraceae
Source: the annotation of a GenBank genome assembly
CGUUUUGCCUCAAGCAAUUUGGCCGGAAACGUCGUUUCACCGCGUGUCCCGACCACGAAUCGUUCUGGUUGAACAUGCUGACAGUAUCGAGUGCGAUCCAAAGCGUCGUGGAAGCAUACGUCUCCAGCGUCGCUCCAAGCAUGUCGGCCUUUGGCUUCUUGACCCUGGUGCCAUGGAGCUCGCAGGAAAAGCCAGCCAACGUGCUGGCCACUGGGGAAAAUCGUGGAGAGGUGAGUUCGGCAAGCAUCAAAUGGAUAGUGGAGCAGCACGAGGUCGUGUUCAUCGUGUCCGUAUACAGGACGAUGCGGGAGAAAAGGGGCGCUCUAAUUGUCUUGGACUAUCUGGGGACGGCGCACCCCGACGCGCUCGUCUUCUUGUUGCAGGUUCCAGACAGGUUAGAUCCCGAGCUGACCAGGGACUACGUCAAUACACUGAUGGCGCGACAGGACGAGCUCUAUAGCUUUGGGGCGACGGGCGUGCUGAUGGAGCUGGAAAAUGACCCGGAGGGGCUGCAAAAGAGGUUAAGUUUGAAGCUCAUAGAGAACGACGUCAUCGGGCAGCGCAUGCGGGCAUAUGAUAACGAUUUGAACCCUGGGGAAUUCCUGACAACAAGCGAGUGCCAGUUCAUUGAGGACGAUUUCCGCGGCCUCGUUUGGACGACCAUCCCGAAUCUGCUGAUGCCCGGUUUCCCGCCUGAGAACAAGAGCUUGCUGGAAUCUGGGAAUCGGGUCGGGGAUUUCCAGCGCGUGCGCCCGUAUCCGAAUCACCAGCACGUGUUAUUGGCGGUGAACGGGCAGCAUGAGAACGUAGUGAUCAAGGUGCACGACAAGCGCAGCAUUUCCGAUGCCAAGGAGGUGGAGAACAUAUACAAAGAGUUCUGUUUCUUGACUCACACCCUUGACCACCCACACAUCAUCCGUUGCGUAAGCAUGUUGCACAGCAAGUGUAAUGUUUAUAUGGUUCUCCAGUAUGGUGGCGACGUCUGCAUGGAGCAAGUGUUGUCGACUCAACCAGGCUACCGCUUGUCCAGGGACGACGCCUUGAACUGCAGUGCCCAGGUCGCGAGUGCUCUUUCCUACUGCCACGCCCAGGAUGUCGUCCAUGGGCAAUUGUCUUUGAGGCACGUGGCGGUAGAGAUAGCAUGGAAUCAGCACAUUUGCCGCCUUGUGGACUUCAGCAUGGCAGCCCACGUUCCAAAUUCCAGCACAAGGGAUACCCUGAGCGGAUCUCUGCCGUGCGUCGCUCCAGAGACGGCGCUGGAGGAGCCGUACUUGCCCAAGCAAGCAGAUUGUUGGAGUCUAGGGGUGCUGUUCCUGGAGACCGCUUGCGGGCAUGGUUCGCUCGAGUUGUCGGUCCGGUGGCGCCGUGGAGAGACCAUCGCAUAUGCCGCACGGCGGAUACUCGAGUUCUUCUCCCAGGCCGGUUGCCACCAGGAGGCGAUGACGAGUAUGGGUAACAACGUUCACGACGACACAACAUUGGCAUGCUUGGAGUCGGUGUUGAAGCCCGAGCCGGUUCGCAGAGCGAAGGCGUCCCACAUGGUAGACAUGAUAUCUGCAGGAACUAAACGGUGAAAUCGCACAGAGGAGGCCGAGAUGCAGCUCACAGUUUCACACCUGCUGAAGCUCCUGUGUCUGCGCGACGCCAAUCUAGAAUACCAAUUUCUCGUGCGGUCAGUGUCCACGAAGCCAGGCAACCACUCAGGAGAGAGUCUGAAUAUUAGUGAGGGGGCCCUCAGCCACGCCAGCAGCCCAGUGCUCAUAAGCGGCUCCAGGCGUCCCUUCCCCCUCCUCCCCCUCCCCCUCCUCCCCCUCCUCCUUUGGCUUCCGAGAGCGGGGGUCCACUGCAAGGAUGGCGGCCGACCGAGCUCGGCCGCUCACAAGUCACGCUGUGCGAAUUUUUUAUUUUAAGGCAUCGCGUCAACCCUUGUUUGGCGCUGGUCAGCCCCCGCUUGCACCCCGCAGCCUAACGGCUGCGGGGCCGAACCAGCGCCGUGGAGCCUUACUUUUACUAGAUGGAAAGCUGGAAAGCUCUUUCCCCGGCGGAGGCGGAGAUGCUUUCUCACAGGCUUAGGUAGUCGAGUGGUGCUCCGUCAGUGCUGCCGAUGGUCGGCUCGUUCCCAUGCGGAGAGUGUUACUCGGCGGGGCAGCUCAAGCGAGG